This is a messenger RNA of Ornithorhynchus anatinus (platypus), 2118 nucleotides long. It is a transcript of the gene STYK1, whose product is annotated as serine/threonine/tyrosine kinase 1. NCBI's taxonomy places the organism in Eukaryota, Metazoa, Chordata, Mammalia, Monotremata, Ornithorhynchidae. Gene Ontology annotation, molecular function: transmembrane receptor protein tyrosine kinase activity; ATP binding. The coding region runs from base 17 to 1300 and encodes 427 amino acids. Gene Ontology annotation, cellular component: signaling receptor complex. Gene Ontology annotation, biological process: positive regulation of kinase activity; protein phosphorylation; multicellular organism development. The record is from RefSeq and is a predicted model, not a curated record. The transcript has 9 exons.
CUGGAGUGGGGUCACGAUGGGAGAAGCCCAAGGGCAGACGCAGAAGCCACUGGAAUGUAACAUCGAUGACAGGCUGUGUGUGGUCCUAGAGCACCAGUAUGAAGUCAUCAUCAUCCCCACGCUGCUGGUCGGGGCCUUCAUAAUUCUCCUGCUGGUCAUCCUGUGGCUCCAUUUUCGAGGCCAAAGGGCCCAGCGACAGCAACCUGGUCUCCAAGGCUUGGCCCCGAUGCCCCCUGCUUGGGGGCUGAGCUGGGAGGCGUCUGGCCUGGCAGAGAACAUCUUUGUGCCCUGGAAGGAGAUGUCAGUGAACGAUCUGCUGCGGGCCACUGCCCCGGCCCUGGUCAAGCUGCAGCUGCCGCGGGACCAGAUCACGCAGCCCCUGGACCAGAUCUGCCAGGGCAGCCUCGGGCCCAUCUACCGCACCACCAUGAAUGUCCCGGCCCCGGCCCGGCCCAAGACCGUCGUCCUCAAGACCUUACGAGACUCAGCAGGGCUGUACGAGGUACAGGAUUUCCUGGGCCGGAUCCAGUUCCACCACUUUCUGGGGAAGCACAAAUAUCUGGUCCAGCUCCUGGGCUGCUGCACCGAACAGCUGCCCCUGUACAUGGUGCUGGAGGACGUGGCCCAGGGAGACCUCCUCACCUUCCUCUGGACCUGCCGGCGGGACGUGAUGACCAUGGAUGGCCUCCUCUAUGAUCUGACGGAGAAGCAGAUCUAUCACAUUGGGUCGCAAGUCUUGACAGCCUUGGAGUACCUGCAGAGCAAGCGGCUGUUCCACGGGGACCUGGCGGCCAGAAACGUCCUGCUCCAGAGUGACCUGAGCGCCAAGCUGUGCGGGCUGGGGCUGGCCUAUGAGGUGCACGCCCGCGGGGCCGUGGCCUCCACCCGCGCCGUGCCCCUCAAGUGGCUGGCUCCCGAGCGGCUCCUCGGGAAGCCAGCAGGCAUCCGGGCCGACGUCUGGUCUUUUGGCAUCCUGCUGUACGAGAUGGUCACCCUAGGCGCCCCACCGUACCCUGAGGUCCCUCCUGCCAACAUCCUGCAGCACCUCCAGAGGAAGCAGAUCAUGCAGAAGCCUGCCAGCUGUACCCCCACCAUGUACAGCCUCAUGAAGUCAUGCUGGCGAUGGAGCGAGGAGGACCGACCUGCGCCCACGGAGCUCCGCCGGCGCCUGGAAGCCACCGCCACUGGGGCCGACGACAAGGCCGUCCUGCAGGUGCCAGAGCUGGUGGUUCCCUCCCUCUAUGCGGAUGUGGCCGGCAUCCCUGUGGAGACCUUGUCCUGCAGCUCCACGGCCCUCUGAGGGCUUCAGGUGGACUUUACCGUGUGCUCAGCCCCCGGGGGCUCUGGACCCUCUCUGGAGCAAGGGCCGGCCCCCUUCCCUCCGGCAGAGAUCCGGGCCUGGGUCAACUCCCAGGGCACUGGACGAAGCAGGCAUCCACCAUGACUCACCUCAACAGGGCCCUGUGAAAAGCUCUGGGCAUUGACUACCUCAAGCCACCGCAGGCCUGACGGGGGGGUCAGAGCCAGAACCGGACCUGGGGGGGACGGACCCUCACCGGGGGUGAGCCAGAGCCUGGCCCAGGGGGAAUCGGAGUCUCGACCGUGUGGGAACCGGAGGCUCACCCGAGGGGAACCGAAACCUGACUGCAAGGGAGCCGGAGUCUGACCUGUUGGGAGCCGGAGCUGGACUCCGGAAGAGCUAGAAUCCGACUGCAUGGGAGCCAAAGGCUGACCUGACGGAAGCUGGGUCCUGACUGCUUGGGAGCCAGGGUCUCACCCGAUGGGAGCCUGGGGGAGCUGGAGCUUGACCUGGGGACGUCAGAACCUGACCUGAUUGGAAUCUGUGGGGCCUGGCCUGACUUAGGGGGAGCCAGACACUGACCCAGCAGGAGGCAGAGCCUGACCAGACCCUCCAAGACCCCACUGAAGGGAAGGAUUAACUCCAACAGAAGCCUUGCAGCCCCACCAGGAUUUUCAUUACUACUUUUUAUCGUUUGGGGCCGGGAAAGGCUUAACAGAGCUCACGGCUUUGACUCCUCCCCCAAAUCGAGAGGUUUAAGCAGGUCCCUGCAGAAGCACUUUUCUCUCAGAGACAACUAUGAGUCCCAGAAGGCAUGA